Messenger RNA from Populus trichocarpa (black cottonwood), 1723 nucleotides. Its product is annotated as transcription initiation factor TFIID subunit 8. Gene Ontology annotation, cellular component: transcription factor TFIID complex. NCBI's taxonomy places the organism in Eukaryota, Viridiplantae, Streptophyta, Magnoliopsida, Malpighiales, Salicaceae. The transcript is spliced from 2 exons. Gene Ontology annotation, molecular function: protein heterodimerization activity. The coding region runs from base 344 to 1492 and encodes 382 amino acids. The record is from RefSeq and is a predicted model, not a curated record.
UACACUUGAUGCUAAAAAAUCUCUCUUCAAAGAGGUUUUACAAGGGUUUUUUUUUUUUUUCUCAGAUUCCCAAAUUCAAAACCCUAAAUCCAACGUCUAAUCCAAUACCAAUCAAUCCUUCCUCGCUGCCUAGGGUUUCUACUUGUGAUCGAUCGAUCCAUUUCUGUGUUUGUCGUCUCAUUUUACUCCGUUUCUUCUUCGAUGCUUCUAGUAUGUUUCGCUCCAAACCCUAGAAUUCAACGCGACCAAAGGAGGAAUAAGAAGUGAGAUGGAUGAUGCAUGGGUGAGAGAAUGGUGCUACUGAAUGCUAAUAUGUAAUGUGAAGUGAUAUGAGGUAUUGAAUAUGAGCCAUGGAGGUGGGGAGAGUGGAAGAUUGCAUGAAAAGGUAGGGCAUAAUGGUAAGAGAAAAUCCCGUGCAAGUAGAGAUGAAUUUGCUCGAGCGAUUGGGAAGAUUGCUGUAGCGCAAAUGUGUGAGAGUAUGGGCUUUCAGUCCUUUCAGCAGUCUGCUCUUGAGACAUUAACUGAUGUUACUACUUGGUAUAUACGGAAUAUAGGAAAGGCUGCACAGUUGUGUGCUAAUUUAGCUGGUAGGACGGAGGGUAAUGUUUUUGAUGUUAUUCAAGGAUUGGAAGAGUUGGGUUUGCCACAGGGGUUUGCUGGUGCCUCAGAUGUUGACCAUUGUCUUGCAAGUUCGGGUAUUGUUAGGGAGAUUGCUCAGUAUAUUGGGGAUGCAGAUGAUAUCCCGUUUGCUUAUUCUAUUCCUCCUUUCCCAGUUGCUAGAGAACGGAAGCCUGCGCCAAGUUUUUCCCAGAUUGGUGAGGAGCCUCCUGAGGAGCACAUUCCAGCUUGGUUACCUGCAUUUCCUGAUCCCCAGACUUAUGCUCAGCUGCCGGAAGGGAAUGAAGGACGUGCUGAUUUAAAUGCAGAUAAUAUUGAGUCUGUAAGGCAGCACCAGAAGAUGGAUGUGUCUUACAUGAAUUUGCCACAGCAGUUUAAUUGCAAUGGUUCUGAAGGACCUUCCUCUGUUGCAUUUGGUGACAGUGCUAAGGCAACACAAAGGACUGUGAGUAACCCGUUUCUUGCUGCUCCUCUGCAAUUCGGAGUGAAGGAAGUGUCCCAUGUUGUUCCUCCAGCUAAGCUUUCUGAUGAAGCAGCUGUGAGAUAUCCUGUUGAGCAAACCCGUACCAUGGAUAAUAAUAUGUCAGUGAUGAAGACAUUUGCUCCUGCCAUUGAAGCAAUGAAGAGUAGGUUAUGUGAUUCUGGGGAGGGACAGAAGAAGGUUUUUUUCAAUCAAAGACCUGCCGUGCAAUUUAAGAUUGGGGUUGGAAAGAAUUCCCUGGAUGGAGCUCCAGAUUUGAGCCUUCAGAACAAGGGUAUUAAGAAGAUCAGCAUGUGGUCUGGGAAAGAUAGUGAGAAUGAUGAUCAGAAAAGGAGAGCUGAGAAAAUUCUAAAGCAAUCGAUGGAAAACCCUGGUGAACUGGCUCAGUUGUAAAUUAGAAAUUGUACACUUGUUUAGGAAAUUGGCAACAGAAUCAGGUUCCAGAGUAGUUAAGAUCAUGGCCAUGUGGUUAUCAGCACAUGGCUCUAAAAAACAGGAAUUACGAACUACAAUAGAGAGUGCCACUUUAGCAAGUUUUGGAGGUAUGUGAAUGCUAAUUUAUCAUCAUGUGCAGCUGUUAGUCAAUGAUUCUUUUUAGUGGAAAUACUGUCUCCUGUUUCUGUC